Chara braunii is the source of this 1062-nucleotide messenger RNA. NCBI's taxonomy places the organism in Eukaryota, Viridiplantae, Streptophyta, Charophyceae, Charales, Characeae. The record is from the annotation of a GenBank genome assembly.
GACGGCGGUGGAUUUGAAGUCAUGAAUGAUCGUGGGGACGGAGACCAUGCUCCGGGGGAGUGAGUCGUCUUGGAAGUUGGAAACACGGUGUGUGGAGAAACUGCUUCAUCGGUUGAAGGACGAGAAGAACCUCAUCAUCGCAGAGGUUGUGCAUGAUGAUUGUGGAGCGGUUGACGUCAUAUUGCGGCGAAUGAACAUUGACUCGCAAAAGUGUGUGUGGCAUAAGGCGAAGACUUUGGUCAAACGCUUGCGAAAGGCUGUGUGCGGCACGAAGACUGUCAAACCAGCUGUGGUCGGGGCUUGCGAGCAUGUGCGCGAGGUGAAGUGUUUCACAAAGAGGGAGCUCGAACUUUGGCUCGAAACGAAAGGUGUACGUGUGGUCAGGGUGUCCACGAAAAAAAAGGAUGAACUCGUUGAGAUUGUUUGGGGUGUGCUCUUCCCCGACGAAGCAGGGAAGGUGUUGCCAGAUGAUGUCGUCGAGAUCGACGCGUUGCAAACACUACAUUGCAAUGCGGCGGAGGAGGCGAAGGAGUGGUUGUACGGCGCUUGCAGGUUGUGCGAGCACGCAAGGGAUGACGAUGGCGAUGUGUUGGCCACUCAUGUGCUACACCUCGCCAAUCACUGGGCCGGGGAUCAUUCCCGUUGCGAUAAUGAGUUGUCCAACCUGUGCAAAGCGGUCGGUGGUCCGGACAGAGAGCCAUUGUACGAGGCGGGGGGACGUGUCCAUUUGGCCAUCGCGCGCCCUCGUGUUGGAGACUGGGCACGUAACAUGUUGCAGCAAUGGGACGUCGACGACCCAGUUAUUGAGCAUUAUGAUGAGGAAGCUGAUUAUGGACUCCCUGAUGCCGUUGAUAGUGCGGUGGAGGGUGUUGCGGACGAAGAUGACAAUGUUUCCGUAGAGCCGGGAAGCGAAACUGCUUCAGAUGACGAAAAGUCGUCUUCCAACUCCGACAACGAUGGUGCCGCUCACCGCCUCGACUUUGACGGCGCCGUGCUUUCGCAGGAGGUGUCCGUUGCGCAGGAGUGAUAUUGUCACGUACCACAUGGAUGUCAUUGUCCAUC